Messenger RNA from Fusarium vanettenii 77-13-4, 1011 nucleotides. RefSeq lists its product as uncharacterized. NCBI's taxonomy places the organism in Eukaryota, Fungi, Ascomycota, Sordariomycetes, Hypocreales, Nectriaceae. The record is from RefSeq and is a predicted model, not a curated record. Bases 1 to 1011 code for a protein of 336 amino acids. Gene Ontology annotation, molecular function: oxidoreductase activity. Gene Ontology annotation, cellular component: mitochondrion. The transcript has a single exon.
AUGCAAGCUUGGCAGUACACCACCAUCAAAGGUCCUCUUGAGAGCUCUCUCACUCUCAAUGAGAAAGCCACCCCGCCAGAUGCACAAUCACUACCCAAGGGCCAUGUUCUGGUCGAAGUCAUUACCGCCGGCGUCAAUCCUGUCGAAUACAAGCUGCCAGAGGCUCCUCUGUACGGAAAGUUCAUGGUGCAACCACCUGCCAGCCCGGGCCUCGACUUCUGCGGUCGUAUCAAGGCCAUAAAUGACACGGAUGACUCCCUCAAGGAAGGCCAACUUGUGUUUGGCGCCUUGAGCAUUACAUCGAAAUUCCCCAAGUUUGGUACUCUCGGCCAAAUCAUCAUCGCCCCCGUUUCUCAGCUCACGGCUCUCCCUCCCGGUGUCUCACCUGAUGAUGCGGCAGCGGUGGGCACGGCUGGCAUGACGGCAUAUCAGUCUCUACCACAGGAUCUGAUCAAGCCUGGGACCAAAAUCUUUAUCAACGGCGGCAGUGGAGGAGUGGGCUCCUUCACAGUCCAGUUCGCCAAGGCUCUCGGUGCCACUGUCACGACGACCUGCUCCACAGCAAAUGUAGAGCUCUGCCGCAGUCUCGGGGCCGACGAGGUCAUUGACUAUCGUAAACUCGAUGUCAUGGUUGAGUUGAAGAAGAAGGGUCAGAUUUUCGACCUCGCUAUCGAUAACGUGGGCACACCACCUGGCAUAUACGAGCAAAGUCAACACUUUUUGAAGCCCGACGGUACAUUUCUCCAGGUUGCCAUGCAGAGCUCCCUGUCUGGAAUGCUUCGCAGGAGCCUAUUGCCAUCGUUCUUGGGCGGCGGCAAGAGACAGUACCGUCUUGUGAGGGUGAACAUCAACCGAAAGGAUUUGCAGCAAAUCGGCCAAUGGAUGGCUGAAGCCAAGGUCCGCGCGGUCAUCGAUCAGAAGUUCGAGUGGAAAGAGGCUCCGAAAGCGUACGAAAAGCUCAGGCUCGGACGAACAGUGGGCAAGAUUGUUGUGCACGUUGGUGAUGCCUAA